This is a messenger RNA of Hansenula anomala, 2392 nucleotides long. It is a transcript of the gene CWC22, whose product is annotated as U2-type spliceosomal complex subunit CWC22. Gene Ontology annotation, cellular component: catalytic step 2 spliceosome. NCBI's taxonomy places the organism in Eukaryota, Fungi, Ascomycota, Saccharomycetes, Phaffomycetales, Wickerhamomycetaceae. Bases 35 to 2338 code for a protein of 767 amino acids. The record is from RefSeq and is a predicted model, not a curated record. The transcript has a single exon. Gene Ontology annotation, biological process: mRNA splicing, via spliceosome. Gene Ontology annotation, molecular function: RNA binding; protein binding.
CAAUUUUAUAGCAAAAGGUAAAUAGAUCAUCCAAAUGUCAGAGACCCAGAGAUUUCUUGAUCAAGUGGUCAAAGAUUUGGAUAAAAGUGCUCCCAGUAAUGGCCUCUCAGAGCCUGAAGAAUCAAAGCGUAUUGAUCCACUAGAAGAGUACAAGCGUUUACAAGAACUGAGGUCUGGUGGUCGAUAUGUGCCUCCAGCUAAACUAAGGGCGCUUUUGGAUCAGAUAAAUGUUUCCAAGGGAUCCAAGGACUAUCAAAAGAUGGAAUGGGAAAAACUGAAGAAGAAUAUAAACGGGUUAGUGAAUAAGGCAAAUACCGGUAAUAUCAAAGUCAUUGUUGUUGCUUUGUUCAAUUUGAAUCUUCAUAAAGGGCUUGGGCUACUCAUACGAAGUGUCAUGAAAGCUCAGAGUUUAGCAUUGACCUUCACACCUGUUUAUGCUGGGUUGAUAGCAGUUUUGAACUCCAAACUACCUCAAAUUGGUGACCUAUUGAUAAGUAGAUUGGUUAUCCAGUUUAGAAAAGCAUUUAAAAGAAAUAACAAAGCCCUAUGUAUAUCAUCAACAACUUUUUUGGCUCAUCUCUGCAACCAACAGGUGUGUCAUGAGAUUCUAGCAUUACAGAUAUUACAUUUAUUACUGAAUAACCCAACCGAUGAUUCUGUUGAUAUUGCUGUUGGUUUAUUAAAGCAAAUUGGACAAUAUCUUUCAGAAAUUACACCAGCUGCUACAAGUGAUAUUUUUGAGAAGUUGAGACAGAUUUUGCAAGAGGGGGUUUUGGAGAAAAGAACACAAUAUAUGAUUGAAGUGCUGUUCCAUAUUAGAAGAGACGGGUACAAGGAAUAUCCAAUCAUUCCAGAAGGACUAGAUUUAGUGGAAGAGGAUGACCAAGUUACGCAUAAGGUAGGCCUAGAUGACAAGUUGAAAGCACAGGAUGGCUUAAAUGUUUUCCAAUUUGAUGAACAAUAUGAGGAACAUGAAGAGGAUUAUGCUAAGAUUAGAAUAGAGAUUUUGGGUGAAGAUGAGGAUGAUGAAGAGGAAGAGUAUGAAGAUGAUGAGUACGAAGAAGUGGCCGCGGAAAAUGUUUCAAAUGAUGAAAAUCAAGAUGAAGAUAACGAUGUUGGGAAACUUGAAAUCAAAGACAUGACAGAGACAAAUUUGAACAAUUUCAGAAAAAAUAUUUAUUUGAUAUUGAAAGGUAGUAUGUCUGCAGAUGAAGCUGUUCAUAAGCUACUGAAGCUUCAGGUUAAAGUUGAAGAUCAAGAUAAAGUGGUAGAUAUGGUUGUUAAAGCUUGCUCGCAAGAAACGACCUAUUCCAAAUAUUAUGGUGUUAGUGGGGAGAAACUUUGUCGUCAAGGAAGAACUUGGAGUGAUGCAUUCAAAAAGAUAUUCACUGAGAAUUACAACACAAUCCACAGGUUUGAAUCAAACCCGUUAAGAAACGUCUCAAAAUUCUGGGGUCAUAUGUUAUCGAGCGAUGCUCUUGAUUGGGAAGUUUUAGAAGUUAUUCAUUUAACAGAAAACGAUACUACUUCUGCUGGUCGUAUUUUCAUAAAGUUUAUUUUUCAAGAAUUGGUUGAAGAGCUAGGAAUCCCAGGUCUAAAAGAGAGAUUAGAUGAAGAGUAUAUUCAACCGUUUUUGCAUGGCAUUUUCCCAGUUGAAAAUGCUGAUGACUUGAGAUUCUCGAUCAAUUAUUUUACUGCUAUUGGGUUAGGUGUUUUGACAGAAGUUAUGAGAGAAACACUCCAAGAUUUGACAAACAAAAAGAGAGAAGAAGAGGAAUCCCGGGGUCGCUCGAAAUCCAGAUCCAGAUCAAGUUCUUAUUCAAGAUCAUAUUCUAGGUCACGGUCAUACUCGGAUUCCAGAUCAAGAUCAUAUUCAAGAAGCAGGUCUUACACUAGAAGUCCAUCAUAUUCAAGAAGUAGGUCUUACUCAAGAAGCAGAUCCUAUUCAGGAUCAAGAUCAAGAUCUCCUCGCCGUUACAGCAGAUCGCGUUCCUACUCAAGGUCACCACCAAGAAGAAACUAUUCCAGAUCACCUUCUUACUCUAGAUCACCACCAAGAAGAGUGUACUCAAGAUCAAGAUCUUAUUCGAGAUCUCCACCAAGAAGAUACUCCAGAACACCGUCAAGAACACCUUCUAGAACUCCCCCAAGAAAAUCAUCGAGAACACCAUCCAGAUCUCCCCCAAAACGCUUCCCAAGGUCACCCCUUAGGUCCCAAGGUUCUAGUUAUAGAGACAGUUACAAUAACAACGGAAGGGCUGGUUUCAAUACUCGUGGCAGAGGGAAUUAUCGAGGUAGAGGUCGUGGUAGGGGAGACUACACUAGUUAUAGACCAUGAAAAUGCUUAGCAAUUUGAAAUUAAGUUAAAAAGUCUUUGAUAUUUUGUAGCAGU